GGCUGCCGGCUGCUGCCACCGCAAUCCCGGCUCCUAAAUCAGCGCGGGGAGGCGCCCCUUCCCCCACCCGGCUCCCCGGACUCCCCGGGCCGCGAUUGGCUGCGCGGGCGCCCCCCAACCCUGGGCCCUCGGCUUCAGCUGCCACGCCAUUGGCUGCCGGCCUCCGCCAGCCUUUACAUAAGCCCGGGCGCGCUCGAGUGGAGUUGUAUAAAGCGAGCGCGAGGCGUCGGGGCGGGAGGCUCGAGGCCAGCCCGGGACCGGGGCUGGGAGCUGCAAGGCGGCAGCGGCGCCGGCGGCGGCGGCAAAGGCGGCAGCGAGCGCCCGCGCUCCGACGCCCCCAGGCGGAGGGGCUGAGAGAGCCCGAGGAUGACUCCCUGCGCUGACCCCGGCGUGUCCGGGAUGUUACUGUUCCCGCUACUGCUGUGGUUUCUGCCCCCCACUGAGGGGUCCCAGAGGACUGAACCCAUGUUCACUGCAGUCACCAACUCAGUUCUACCCCCUGACUAUGACAGCAACCCCACUCAGCUCAACUACGGUGUGGCGGUCACUGAUGUGGACCACGAUGGGGACUUCGAGAUUGUUGUGGCGGGGUACAAUGGCCCCAACCUGGUUCUGAAGUAUGACCGGGCCCAGAAGCGGCUGGUGAACAUCGCGGUAGAUGAGCGCAGCUCACCCUACUAUGCGCUGCGGGACCGUCAGGGAAACGCCAUUGGGGUCACAGCCUGCGACAUCGACGGGGAUGGCCGUGAGGAGAUCUACUUCCUCAACACCAAUAAUGCCUUCUCAGGGGUGGCCACAUACACAGACAAACUGUUCAAGUUCCGCAAUAACCGGUGGGAAGACAUCCUGAGUGACGAGGUCAAUGUGGCCCGGGGCGUGGCCAGCCUGUUUGCCGGACGCUCUGUGGCCUGUGUGGACAGGAAGGGCUCCGGACGCUACUCUAUCUACAUCGCCAAUUAUGCCUAUGGUAACGUGGGUCCUGAUGCCCUCAUUGAAAUGGACCCUGAGGCCAGUGACCUGUCCCGGGGCAUUCUUGCACUCAGAGAUGUGGCUGCUGAGGCCGGGGUCAGCAAAUACACAGGGGGCCGGGGUGUCAGCGUGGGCCCCAUCCUCAGCAGCAGCGCCUCAGACAUCUUCUGUGACAACGAGAACGGGCCCAACUUCCUCUUCCACAACCAGGGCAACGGCACCUUCGUGGACGCUGCGGCCAGUGCCGGUGUGGAUGACCCUCACCAGCACGGGCGAGGUGUCGCCCUGGCUGACUUCAACCGUGAUGGCAAAGUGGACAUUGUGUAUGGCAACUGGAAUGGCCCCCACCGCCUCUAUCUGCAGAUGAGCUCUCACGGGAAGGUCCGCUUUCGGGACAUCGCCUCCCCCAAGUUCUCCAUGCCCUCCCCUGUUCGCACUGUCAUCGCUGCCGACUUUGACAAUGACCAGGAGCUGGAGAUCUUCUUCAACAACAUUGCCUACCGCAGCUCUUCAGCCAACCGCCUCUUCCGUGUCAUCCGCAGAGAGCACGGAGACCCCCUCAUCGAGGAGCUCAAUCCUGGUGACGCCCUGGAGCCUGAGGGCCGGGGCACAGGGGGCGUGGUGACCGACUUCGAUGGAGAUGGCAUGCUGGACCUCAUCUUGUCCCACGGAGAGUCCAUGGCUCAGCCACUGUCCGUCUUCCGAGGGAAUCAGGGCUUCAGCAACAACUGGCUGCGAGUGGUGCCACGGACCCGGUUUGGGGCCUUCGCCAGGGGCGCCAAGGUGGUGCUCUACACCAAGAAGAGUGGCGCCCACCUGAGGAUCAUCGACGGGGGCUCGGGCUACCUGUGCGAGAUGGAGCCUGUGGCACACUUUGGCCUGGGGAGGGAUGAAGCCAGCAGUGUGGAAGUGACGUGGCCAGAUGGCAAGAUGGUGAGCCAGAGUGUGGCCAGUGAGAAGAUGAACUCAGUGCUGGAGAUCCUUUACCCCCGGGAUGAGGACAAACUUCAGGACCCAGCCCCACUUGAGUGCGGCCAGGGAUUCUCCCAGCACGAAAAUGGCCAUUGCAUGGAUACCAAUGAAUGCAUCCAGUUCCCAUUUGUGUGCCCUCGAGACAAGCCAGUGUGUGUCAACACCUACGGAAGCUACAGAUGCCGAACCAACAAGAGAUGCAGUCGGGGCUUUGAGCCUAAUGAGGAUGGCACAGCCUGUGUGGCUCAAGUGGCCUUUUUAGGUGGGUAUUCUUCUUCGGCUGCCUUUAGAAUCUCUGAGCCUCUAUCUCAGGCCUCAUAUCUUUCUCUAGGCCUUGGACUUUGCCUUCAGUUAUAUGCACUUUAAACUCCAUCAAUAAAGGAAAAAAAAAAAUACAAAACUAACAACCUUUGUGGAAAACUAAA
Molecule: messenger RNA, 2366 nt
Organism: Marmota flaviventris (yellow-bellied marmot)
Lineage: Eukaryota; Metazoa; Chordata; Mammalia; Rodentia; Sciuridae
Source: RefSeq, a predicted model, not a curated record